GUUUCGGACUUUCUUGGGGUUUUUAUGGCUUUGAGCUUGUUGACUCCAAAUUCCCUGACAAAGAUACCACUAACAAAGCUCCGCUUCGUCCCCUCUCUUUCGCCGCCGCCGCCUCCGCCGCCUCGCGCCGCCUCCGUUUCGUUCCGCCGGCUAUCGAUCAUGUCGUCGAGCAACGGCAUCAAGGUGGGCGCCGCCCAAAUGACCUCCACCAACGACCUCGAUGCCAAUUUCAACACUUGCUCUCGCCUCGUCCAAGAGGCAGCAGCCGAAGGAGUGAAAUUGCUAUGUUUUCCUGAGACUUUCUCCUUUGUGGGGAUGAAAGCUGGGGAGAGUCUCCAAAUUGCAGAGCCUCUAGAUGGACCGACAAUGCGGAGAUAUUGUUCACUUGCAAGGGACUCAAAUAUUUGGUUGUCACUUGGAGGCUUUCAAGAGAAAGGACCCGAUGAUGCACACCUUUAUAAUACACAUGUUUUGGUUGAUAACUAUGGGAAUAUCAAAAACAUAUACCGCAAGAUACACUUGUUUGACGUGGAUGUUCCUGGCAAUAUGACUUACAAGGAAAGUGAUUUUACAACAGCAGGGACUGAUAUUGUUGCAGAGGACAGCCCUAUUGGACGCCUGGGUCUUACAGUGUGCUAUGACUUGAGAUUUCCUGAGCUUUAUCAGCAACUGAGGUUUCAACACAAUGCACAGAUUUUGUUGGUGCCAUCAGCUUUUACAAAGGUCACAGGGGAGGCACAUUGGGAGAUUCUUCUCCGUGCACGUGCAAUAGAGACUCAGUGCUAUGUUAUAGCUGCAGCUCAAGCUGGAAAACAUAACGAGAAACGAGAAAGCUAUGGAGAUUCUCUAAUUAUUGAUCCAUGGGGGAAAAUUUUAGCUCGCCUUCCAGAUCGUCUUUCAACUGGGAUUGCUAUAGCUGAUAUCGAUCUUUCAAUUGUUGAUGCUGUGAGAACUAGGAUGCCAAUCUCUGAGCACAAGAGGCUAGAAAGUUGCCAAAAGAUCUCAUCUCUGUCCUCUCUAUGAACGAAUUGAGAAUUCUUCUCAAUUCCUAUAUGAGAGUUCACAGUGAGAUAAAGGGAUAAAGCAAAGAAAUUUGGAAGGGUUUAUGGCAGCCAAGAAAGUUAUGUUAUCGUUGUAAUACUUUUUAUUGAAUUUGAUUAUAAAGCAAAUAAGGAUUUGUGAGGAGUGCAGUCAUUUGGAUUGAAACAAGAGAAGUGUAUAUUUUUGUUGUCAAAUUCUUCCGAGAAAUAAUUUGUGUGGUCCUUGAACAAUGUUUUGAUCCAUCUAGUAUUUUUCUCAAUAUAUUUGUAAAUAACCCGGACAUGUCGA
Messenger RNA from Asparagus officinalis (garden asparagus), 1329 nucleotides. Its product is annotated as nitrilase-like protein 2. The transcript has 9 exons. The coding region runs from base 25 to 1023 and encodes 332 amino acids. Lineage: Eukaryota; Viridiplantae; Streptophyta; Magnoliopsida; Asparagales; Asparagaceae. Gene Ontology annotation, molecular function: hydrolase activity, acting on carbon-nitrogen (but not peptide) bonds, in linear amides. The record is from RefSeq and is a predicted model, not a curated record.